Molecule: messenger RNA, 2839 nt
Organism: Pimephales promelas (fathead minnow)
Lineage: Eukaryota; Metazoa; Chordata; Actinopteri; Cypriniformes; Leuciscidae
Source: RefSeq, a predicted model, not a curated record
GAACUACAUGUCCCAGAAUGCAAAUCAGAGUAUGAUGUCAUUCACAGGCGUCCACUGCUGCAGCGCUGUAUAUUUGCAACAGCACAGAAAGACUGCCUUUCUAAAGCUGUCUCAAUGGUGAUGAAGUCGUCGGUAGAGGAGGAGGAGGGAGGUUGGGGUCUUGGGAUCCCAGAGAAGAUGAGAAACAAUGCCGACUGGGUGGACGUCACCAAAGAAUUCAAAGGAGCCUGUAAAGAGCUCAAACUUGGCGAGUUGCUCCAUGACAAACUAUUCGGUCUGUUUGAGGCGAUGUCAGCCAUCGAGAUGAUGGAUCCGAAGAUGGAUGCUGGGAUGAUCGGAAACCAAGUCAACCGUAAAGUCCUCAACUUUGAACAAGCUGUUAAGGAUGAGGCCAUACGAGUGAAAGAUCUGAGUAUUCCUGAGCUCAUCGGGAUCAUGGACACAUGUUUUUGCUGUCUGAUCACAUGGCUGGAGGGGCAUUCUCUGGCUCAGACUGUGUUUACGUGUCUAUAUGUUCAUAACCCGGAUCUUAUUCAAGACCCUGCUCUUAAAGCCUUCGCUCUGGGCAUCCUCAAGAUAUGCGACAUCGCCCGCGAGAAAGUCAACAAAGCCGCUGUGUUUGAGGAGGAAGAUUUUCAGGCCAUGACUUACGGCUUUAAAAUGGCAAAUAACGUAACAGAUCUGAGAGUGACAGGAAUGCUAAAAGAUGUUGAGGAUGAACUUCAGAGGAAAGUGAAGAGUACACGCAGUCGACAGGGUGAACAAAGAGAUCCUGAGGUGGAACUUGAUCAUCAGCAAUGCUUGGCUCUGUUUAGCCGUGUUAAAUUCACUCGUCUGCUGCUCAGCGCGCUCAUCUCCUUCACUAAAAAAGAGACGAGUGCUGUCAGCGAAGCACAGAAGCUGAUGACUCAGGCUGCUGAUUUACUGCCCGCGAUACACUCCUCUAUACAGUAUGGGAUACAGUCACAGAAUGACACAACCAAAGGAGAUCACCCAAUCAUGAUGGGUUUUGAGCCACUGGUUAACCAGCGCCUGCUCCCGCCCACUUUCCCACGCUACGCCAAGAUCAUUAAGAGAGAAGAGAUGGUCAACUACUUCAGCAAACUCAUUGAGCGCAUUAAAAAUGUCUGUGAGGUCAUCAACAUAACCAACCUGCACAGCAUCUUGGAUUUCUUCUGUGAGUUCAGUGAGCAGUCUCCAUGUGUGAUGUCUAGAUCUCUGCUACAGACCACAUUUCUGAUUGACAAUAAGAAGGUGUUUGGGACUCAUCUGAUGCAAGAUAUGAUUAAAGAUGCAUUGCGAUAUUUUGUCAGCCCACCUGUCCUCUCCACAAAAUGCAGUUUGAACAAUAACCACCAGGCUAAAGAUUACAUUGACUCUUUUGUCACUCACUGCACACGGCCAUUCUGCAGCCUCAUCCAGAUUCACGGACACAACAGAGCACGCCAGCGAGACAAACUGGGUCACAUACUGGAGGAGUUUGCCACCCUUCAGGACGAGUCGGAGUUCCUGUAUGCGUGGCUCAUGUCCACGUUGAGUCGAGCGGACAGCUCUCAGAUGGCAGAGGAGAGGAUCCUGGAGGAGCAGCUGAAAGUACGAAGCAGCAAGAAGAGCAAGAAGAAGAAGAAAGCUCGUCCUCUGAGUAAAGAGAUCACCAUGAGCCAAGCUUACCAGAACAUGUGUGCUGGCAUGUACAAGACCAUGAUAGCGUUGGAUAUGGACAGAAAGGUGCGCAAACCUCAGUUUGAACUGGACAGCGAGCAGGUUCGCUACGAGCAUCGAUUCGCCCCUUUCAACAGUGUCGUCACACCGCCACCAGUGCACUACAUCCAGUUUAAGGAAAUGUCAGAUUUGAAGAAGUACAAUCCUCCUCCUCGCUCAGCGGAUCUCUAUAUGGCAGCCAGUAAACAUUUCCAGCAGGCCAAACUUAUACUUGAAAGCGUCACCAGCCCUGAUGCAGAGGUUAACCGCAUUCUUAAAGUGGCCAAACCCAAUAUUGUUGUAAUGAAACUGCUGGCUGGAGGACACAAAAAGGAAACUAAGGUCCUUCCUGAAUUUGACUUUUCGGCACACAAAUACUUCCCCGUUGUCAAGAUCAUUUGAGAUCAGCCAUGUUUCCAGGAACUCUUGUUUACAUGAACUGUCAUCAGUCGCAGAAUACGUUAAUAUUCAUAACUGUAAUUGUACAGUUAAUAAACAUGACAUGGACUCACAGUGGUUUAGUUUGAGCAGUUCACAAACCAUGUUUUUUUUUUUUCUUUGGUUGAUAAUAUUGUAUUAAAAUUGAGAAAAAAAAAUGUUUUUAGUGGUUUAAGAAUUGACCCUCACUUGAAAAGGUGUGUACAAAGUACAAAACAUUAAAAGUGUCAGAUUGCCUAUAUCUGGCUCAAAUCUCCACUCCAGGAAUAUUGGAUCCAGUCUCAGUCUGUUUACCAGAUCCUAUCAGAAGACAUUUGUUUUGUUUGAUGCUCAAAAACAGUUGGCAAGAAGUGUUUUCUAAAAGCCAAAAUCAGUUAACAAACCUGUAUUUUGUCUGGUACCCAAAAGGAAGCCGGAGAUGAAGUAAUGAUGAUAAAUGAUUAGGGUUUACUGAGCAAGCUUAGUUGCAUAUAUUUCAAAGCUCAGACUUCAUCCCUACUUCAUCUGGACUGCAUCUAACCAGCACAAAUCCUACAUUGAUGUAUGACCGCUGUCUUGAAGCUAAACACACGUUGAUCCUUCAAGAGACAUGGGUUUCUGAGUGUAUCUCAACUGGAUGUUUUUGUUGCUGUAAAAAUACAUUUAUGUAUGUGAGAGAUGGCAGAUCUUUAUGAAACUAUUUCACAAACGUAUGGUCUAA